UAUGAAAAUGGACGAAUUUUUAAUUAGAAAAUAUGAAGUUAGAAGUUUAACAAUUUGACCUUGAGUUUGAAGCAGAGGGAAAGGUGAUGCUUUGAGAGUUUUGGACAAUUAAUCUACAAAAAAGGAUUAAUAGAUUCUGUGGAGGUCACGACUCAGCGAUCACAAAUGUCGUUGUGGUGUGGAUAAUGAUCUUCCAGUCCUUACCUGAAAUCACAAAUAACCCAUUUAUUUCUGCUAAUAUCUUGUCGAUUACUAUCUCUUAAAAAUCUCUUCCCAAAGUCCACGUCAACAUCUCACUCUCUCUCACCUCCGCUCUCGCUCGCCCGCAGACCCUCUCUGACCUUUCUUUUACUCUCUCUUUCUCUCUCUUCACAUUCACAGCGAGCAUUUCUGUAGAAAAAUUAAACGCUCUAUCUGAAAAUACUCCGUACGGUUGCUUUCUAAGUCGGAUUGAAUUCCUUGUUGAUCUGAUUUUGAUGGAGCUUUAAAAGGCGUCUUUCACUGUAAAUUGAAUGGGGAGCUAAAAUGGGUUCUCUGGAAGGUGGGGUUACGUUGAAGAGGGACCACCCUCUUCUUCGCUCUUCGUCGUCAACUGGUAGAGCUGAGAGACACCCAUUUUUACAGAGACAGAGAUCGAGGUUUUCGAGGUUUUUCUUCCUCAAAAAGCUAGAUUAUCUCCAAUGGAUUUGCACUGUCGCGGUAUUCCUAUUCUUCGUGGUACUUUUCCAGAUGUUUUUACCUGGUUCGGUGAUUGAAAAGUCGGCGAAUACAUUGGGAGAUGGGGAAUUCAGUUCAGAUGAAUUGCUGUUUCUUAAGGAGUCUGGUCUUUUGGAUUUUGGGGAUGACAUUAGAUUUGAACCUUCUAAGCUUUUGCAGAAAUUCCAGAAAGAAGCUAAGGAGGCAAAAUUUUCCAUUGCUUUCAAUACGACACUCCAACGCUUCGGGAAUAGGAGUCCACAGCUUGCACUGGUCUUUGCCGAUCUAUCUGUUGAUUCACAGCAAUUAUUGAUGGUGACUGUUGCAGCUGCAUUGCGGGAGAUUGGAUAUGUAAUUCAGGUUUAUUCACUUGAAGAUGGUCCUGUGCUUAAUGUUUGGAGAAACUUAGGACUUCCGGUUAGCAUAGUUCAAACCUGUGACAGGGCAGAAAAUAUUGUAGACUGGCUAAACUAUGAUGGUAUACUUGUGAAUUCUCUUGAAGCAAAAGGCAUCUUUUCCUGUUUUUUGCAGGAACCUUUCAAAUCUUUACCUCUUAUAUGGACUGUCCAUGAAAGUGCACUUGCUACUCGUUCAAGAAAAUAUACUUCAAAAGGGCAGAUUGAGCUUUUAAAUGACUGGAAAAGAGUCUUCAACCGUUCUACUGUUGUUGUCUUCCCAAACUAUGUUCUCCCGAUGAUUUAUUCCACGUUUGAUGCUGGAAACUUUUUUGUCAUUCCGGGUUCUCCUGCUGAAGCAUGGAAGACAGAAAGUCUAAUGGCCUUAGACAAAGGUUAUUUGCGCACCAAGGUGGGAUAUGGUCCCAAAGAUGUUGUUGUUACAAUUGUUGGGAGUGAAUUUUUGUACCGGGGUUUAUGGUUGGAGCAUACCAUUGUUCUAAGAGCUUUAAUACCACUUGUUGAGGACUUUUCUUUAUAUAAUACUUCUUCUUAUCUCAAAAUCAUUGUUCUGAGUGGGGAUUCGAUGAGUAACUACAGUUUGGUUGUGGAGGCCAUUGCUCUUCACUUGAAGUACCCAAAUGGCCUUGUGAAGCAUGUCCCGAUUGAUGCAGAUGCAGACAGUGUCAUAACUACAUCAGAUGUUGUAAUCUAUGGGUCCUUCCUUGAAGAACAAUCUUUUCCUGAGAUUUUGAUUCAAGCAAUGUGCCUUGGGAAACCAGUCAUUGCCCCCAAUCUCUCCAUGAUCAGGAAAUAUGUCGAUGACAGGGUGAAUGGUUACCUUUACCCUAAGGAGGAUAUUGACGUUCUUUCGCAAAUUGUACUGCAAGUGGUCUCAAAUGGAAAAUUAUCACCGCUAGCUCAAAAUAUGGCUUCGACAGGAAGAGAUACUGCAAAGAACCUGAUGGUGCUGGAAAGCAUUGAGGGAUAUGCUUCGCUUCUUGAAAAUGUUCUUAGGCUCCCAUCAGAGGUUGCACCACCCAAGGCUAUUGCAGAGAUCCCUCUCAAAUUGAAAGAAGAAUGGCAAUGGCAAUUGUUUGAAGCAGUAUCAAAUUUGAAAACCUUAAAUACAACUUUGAGAAGCAGCAUAUUUUUGGACAAUUUUGAGAAGCAGUGGAACCAAACUCAACGAGGGAAGGCUCGUCCUAUUCCUGCAGCUGAUGAUUGGUUUAUAUACAGCAUAUGGGAGGAUGAAAAACAAAUUGAGAUUGCUAAUUCCAGAAAAAGAAGAGAGGAAGAAGAGUUAAAGGAUAGAACUGAUCAAUCUCAUGGAACAUGGGAGGAAGUAUAUCGAAAUGCAAAAAGAACUGAUCGAACUAAGAACGAUUUGCACGAAAGGGAUGAAGGGGAGCUUGAAAGGACAGGCCAGCCGCUGUGCAUUUAUGAACCUUAUUUUGGUGAAGGAACUUGGCCCUUCCUGCACCAAACUUCUCUUUAUCGAGGAAUUGGGUUGUCGGGUAAAGGUAGAAGACCUGGGACAGAUGAUGUUGAUGGAUCUUCUCGUCUUGCACUUCUUAAUAAUGCGUACUAUCGGGAUAUACUUGGUGAAUAUGGAGCCUUUUUCGCAAUUGCAAACCGGAUUGACCGGAUACACAAAAAUGCUUGGAUAGGAUUUUCUUCUUGGAGAGCGACUGCAAGGAAGGCAUCUUUAUCUGGAAUUGGUGAAAAUGCAUUAUUAGAUGCUAUUCAAGCUCGAAGGCAUGGGGAUGCACUCUACUUUUGGGUGCGGAUGGACACUGAUGUACGAAAUCCUUUGAAACAAGAUUUUUGGUCCUUCUGUGAUUCUAUAAAUGCUGGAAAUUGCAGGUUUGCUUUCUCUGAGGCUUUUAAGAGGAUGUAUGGCUUAAAGCAUAAUUUUGACUCCUUACCUCCCAUGCCUGCUGAUGGGGACACAUGGUCUGUGAUGCAUAGCUGGGCUUUGCCAACUAGGUCCUUCCUGGAGUUCGUAAUGUUUUCCAGAAUGUUUGUGGAUGCAUUGGAUGCUGAAAUGUAUGAUGAGCACCAUUCAAGCGGACGCUGUUAUCUGAGUUUAUCCAAAGACAAACAUUGCUACUCACGCCUUCUUGAGCUGCUUAUAAAUGUCUGGGCUUACCAUAGUGCAAGGCGGAUGGUACAUGUGAACCCUGAGACCGGUGUGAUGCAAGAACAACACAAGUUCAAGAGUAGGAGAGGUCAAACUUGGAUUAAAUGGUUCUCAUACUCAACCUUGAAGAACAUGGAUGAGGACUUGGCUGAGGAAGCAGAUUCAGAUCAGCCCAAAAGACGGUGGUUAUGGCCAUCAACAGGUGAAGUUUUUUGGCAUGGUCUAUAUGAGAGAGAGAGGAGCUUACGGAAUCAGCAGAAAGAGAGGAGGAAGCAAAAGAGCAGGGAAAAGUUGAACAGAAUGAGGCGCCGGAAUCGCCAGAAAGUAAUAGGAAAGUAUGUGAAGCCACCACCGGAGGAGACAGAAAAUUCAAACACGACAUUAGUUACAGGAAUUUGACUCUGAUACUAAUAGCAUGGGAUUCGGUCAUCUAUGCAAGUAGAAGCUCAUUUGAUAAUUCUUUGUCAAUUUUUUCUUUUCAAUUUCAUUUUUUCAUUUUUGUAAUUUUUGUGAGGAAGGAUGCAUAAAUUUGAAGUCUGUAUGUGAGGGUUUGUAUGUAGAGUUUGCAUCCUUCUGGUUAUUGAUGAUGAUAGAUGGCGCGAAUUGUACAAAAACGUUGAAUCUUUCAAUUCUUUUGUUUCCCCUUUAUCCCACCCUAAUUUCAGGAA
Messenger RNA from Ziziphus jujuba (common jujube), 3902 nucleotides. RefSeq lists its product as uncharacterized. The coding region runs from base 526 to 3633 and encodes 1035 amino acids. The transcript is spliced from 14 exons. Lineage: Eukaryota; Viridiplantae; Streptophyta; Magnoliopsida; Rosales; Rhamnaceae. Gene Ontology annotation, molecular function: glycosyltransferase activity. The record is from RefSeq and is a predicted model, not a curated record.